UUGCCGACGCCGAGCCCGACCUUUCUGCGGCCGAACGAUAUUUCAGAGAGAACCGUCACUAAAGCAGCUGUAAACCAGUCAGUGCUUAUCAUCGUCAUCAUCAUGGCCUCUGGAGCGUUGUUCCCCAGCAUGGUGUCUGGGUCCCGCGGCUCCUCCAGUAAGUACCUGGUGGAGUUUCGUGCUGGUAAGAUGACCAUGAAGGGCAGCACGGUGACGCCUGACAAGCGUAAAGGUCAGGUCUACAUCCAACAGACGGACGACUCCCUCAUCCAUUUCUGCUGGAAGGAUCGGACCACCGGGAACGUGGACGAUGACCUGAUCAUCUUUCCUGAUGACUGCGAGUUCAAACGGGUGAAUCAGUGCACUACCGGACGAGUCUAUGUGCUGAAGUUCAAAGCUGGCUCCAAAAGACUCUUCUUCUGGAUGCAGGAGCCAAAGACUGAUAAGGAUGACGAGUACUGCCGCAAAGUGAACGAGUAUCUGAACAACCCGCCCAUGCCUGGUGCUCUCGGCAGCGGCGGCAGCGGAGGACACGAUCUGUCUGCGCUCGGAGGUGAGGGUGGCCUGCAGAGCCUUCUGGGUAACAUGAGCCACAACCAGCUGAUGCAGCUUAUUGGACCAACUGGACUGGGAGGGAUUGGUGGUCUCGGGACACUGGCUGGUCCAGGCUUGGCCAACCUUCUUGGAAGUAGCAGCAGCAGCAGCAGCAGCAGCGUUCCUGCAGCCAGCAACUCCUCCACGAGUCCGUCCACAGCCGUCACCCCAACCUCUACCUCCGCUGCUAGUCGGCUCGGCUCCUCCCAGGUUCCCACCACUCCCAUCACUCCCUCUGCCACCUCAGCGGCCUCCCCAACAGCCACCACCCCCUCCACCCCUGCUGUGUCCUCCGUGGCAGCAGCAGCAGCCAACCCCACGCAGCCCAUCCAGCUGAGAGACUUGCAGAGCAUCCUGGCCACCAUGAACGUACCUGCCAGCAGCCAGGGAGGAGCACGAAUCCCCUGA
Messenger RNA from Neolamprologus brichardi, 1002 nucleotides. NCBI's taxonomy places the organism in Eukaryota, Metazoa, Chordata, Actinopteri, Cichliformes, Cichlidae. The record is from RefSeq and is a predicted model, not a curated record.